AUGGUGACCGAGAAUAAUAAGAAACAACAUUUAACAAAAUUAGCAAAUAUGGUGAAAAAUACAAAAUUACAUCGUGGGGAGAAACAUAAUUAUAGUAUUGAGGAUCAAGAUAUUAGAGAAUUAGCAGAAUUAGUUAGAAAACAUAGAAAUAUUAGUGUACCUCGGACAGCAUUUGCAAUACGUCAAAUAUGUACACAUCAACGGUUUGGUUAUAGCGAAUAUAUAUUUGAUGUAAAUGUGGGUAGUGAACAUGUGCAUUCAUUACCUGAUUUUUUUAUAAAUUUAUGUAAAGUAUUUGAGUACUUAAUUAAUGCUAUGAAAUACUAUGCGGAAUCGAAUACCUCAAAAGCACGAUUUUAUAUCUCGAACGCCCCCCACACUCCUUUCUCAACAGCGGUUCUAAACGUAUCGGAUAUGUUUUUCAACAUUUUUGAAAGGCAUAUGCAAAGUAACGCACAAGAGAUUAUAAAUAAUGGUUGGCACACGACUGUUAGCUUGUAUGUUUUCCCGAAUACCUAUACGUCACGUCGUCCUAAAAAACAAACUAAAAUGUAUAAGUAUUUAGGAAAAGAUAAUAUGGAAUCGGGUAGUGGUAAAAAAAUGAUGUGGCGUCAAAACAUGGUUGCGAAGUGCGUCAUGGUGUUUUUCAGAUCG
Molecule: messenger RNA, 654 nt
Organism: Paramuricea clavata
Lineage: Eukaryota; Metazoa; Cnidaria; Anthozoa; Malacalcyonacea; Plexauridae
Source: the annotation of a GenBank genome assembly